Spirometra erinaceieuropaei is the source of this 6995-nucleotide messenger RNA. The record is from the annotation of a GenBank genome assembly. Lineage: Eukaryota; Metazoa; Platyhelminthes; Cestoda; Diphyllobothriidea; Diphyllobothriidae.
AUGGUACGCAAGUCGGUCUUCGCGACCAAGUCGUGUUUUGACGUGGUUCAAACGGUUUUGCAAAUUUUCUACGCAGCAUGGGAAAAAGGUCUGUUCUGUCAUAGCCUAUAAUUUGAUUUCCUCGUCUUCACGCCCGAACAUACAUCUACGUCUGUUUGUCCCUCAUCUGAAUGUUGUCUUACAUAAUUCCUGUGACUGCACGUUGUAGGCCAUUUACAAAUCAAGGACAUGUGAAUUUGCUGUUUUACCAUUCUGAUUUUAACCACGGAACUCCCAUUUCCCUAUUGGUGGAAGCUAACUAAACGUUACAUAUUGUUUAAAUAGCAUUCCUCAUUGUUCCGCCAAGUUAGAAUAUAACCUGUGUUUCCACCCCACACAUGUGUUUCAGUUCCCGAGUGGACUUAGCAAAUGCGGUACCUGUGUUUAGCAUAAGGAUAUCAUUUGCGCAGACUCUGUGCCCCUCUCCUGCUAACACCUUGCACGCAGUUAAGAUAGUAUCAACACAAACCACUAGUAUGAUAGUGCAUCCCGACCUCAUUCUGUCGGACAUGUACUCCAAACGCAUGAAUUAAUUCACAAAACAAUAGCUGAUUUGUUGAAGUCUCCUGAUUUUGUAAAUACGACAAUGUCUACAACACAGGUGGCACAAUGGAUGCCCUGUGCAUAAGCGCAUCUGAAAUGAAAUUGUAUUAAGUACACAAGGCAGAGAUCUUGCCCAGGAUGACAUCGUAGAUGAGGGAACCGAGUAAGGCCCGGUUCAGGAGACUCCUCUCGUGGAAUGUUAGGGACUUCGCCGCAUCCUCUGUGAAGAGGGCAAAGGAAAUGCGUGAGGCGAAUACUUCUAUACCCUCACCACCCAUCGAAUACAGGUAUGACACCUGUGCCUGGUGUUUAUAUAAAAGAAACAAUCUACCUGUAUGCUGCGUCCGACAAUGCCGCCGACAGUUGAUCAAAGGACGGCAACGUACUUAUUUGUUGCAAAACUGGACCCUCAUCGACUGCCGGUGGUAUUGGUGAUGCCGUCAGGUGUUGGACAUCUAGACGUAGGGCCCCAGUUGUGGCCUUUUGUUCGUUUUGGUUUACGUACUCUCCCUUAACGCAGCACCUCUCAAUCCGUAGUACGCAUUAACAUUCCUACUUUGUUUAUUAAAGUCUUAAACUGGGGCAUCGCAUAUGAUAGAAGCUAAAUGGAUGUCCAGGGUUCUGUCAAUUGCAUCGACACGCAAACCACCAUUGGCCAGUGGUGAUAACUUACCAACCAGUGUUUUGCAGAACACUCGCACGUCCGAAGGCUUGUCGACCCUGCAAUAUAUUCCUACGGGAAAAACUACACUUACGAUGUGCCCCAUAGCUACUUAGAAUAGGCUAGAACUCACGCUUAGUUUUCCUAUGGAUGUGAAGCCCAUAAAUUGCUAGGCGUACAACUAUUUCAUCUGAUCGACAACACAGAGAGGCAGUUCGCAGCUGGUCAUUUAGAUGACUUCCCAGACCUAAAUGAACGUACUCACCACUGCCCAUUGCCGUUACCGGUGCAGAAAAGUUUGUCGUGCCUAACAGAGUUCGUGGGUACGAUGGGGGAUCCGCCAUAACGGCCUCAAUAUCUUCAAAACAUUGUUCGAAUGAACGCGCGGCGGAAAGUUUCACGUACGUCCGACCCGUUUUCUGGGACAUUCUGCAUCGACAGACCGUCUUCGUGGAUUGAGACGCAAGGGGACUUAAACGUAGAAGUUGAUGAAUUGGAAUCAUAAGUGUCGGACGACGUCGACGAGGACAACCAACCACACCACGGGCUCGCUUAAACCUCUACCUUUCGCAUAGGCCAGUUAACAGCGAAGGGGGUUCUUCCGCCAUUCUUUAAAUUAGUGUAUUUCAGUAAAUUAUACUUGAUCUAUAUGGCUCGAAAUUGCUACUAGGACUUCAUCCUUGCUGUCUUUCGCUGCCACCAGUCUAUUGUAGUCAUUGAUGUUCUUCAUGGUACUGGGGCCAAAAUCCUCAAAAAAGUACUGCAUAGAUUCCGGUUAACUUAUUUUGGGCGACUAGGUCAGUGGGCGUGGCUUAAUUAGGGCCCCACAACAAUCAGGCCCCAGUCCCACUGUCGGCGAGAAGAAAGAAGCCACCAACAGAAAAUGUGCUUAUAGUACGUAACCCUGCCAGUGGUAGCCCCGGCCAGCGCCUUCUGUCCCACGGGGCUGGAGGGGUUUGUGGCGGGGCUAGAAGGCGAUACUUGGCGAGGGUUUGGCCUCCUCGGACCCUAUUGCCGAAAAAAAUACGUGGGGGGUUGCCGCCUUUCGCUCAUUCUUGCCCCGCCCGUUUUUGGUACUGAAUCUUGCCGAACGUGAAUUACCCGCAAGCCAUAUAUAACAUUCCAACUUCUAAGUGUAUUAGAGCGAUCCCCACGUACGUUUUAUCGAGCGUCACCCCAACUUAUUUCGACUACUUCCCCAACAGAAGGCGGUUGGUAGUUACUGACAGAAUGAGAAAUAUAGAUAACAUGUACGGAUGGUAAAUGUUCAUAGUAGCGAAGAACGUUUAACGGAGUCUUUCAUAUCCAGGACGCGUUGGUGCACCUGAUAGUUCGUCAACCGACUCCUUCAAACAGAUAAAUCGGUUUGUUAGUCUUUCGUAACGCAGUGGUGAUCGGGGUUAGUGUAUAAGUAAGUGCAGUAAUUGAAGCAAAACAAGAUACCUUAACCUAAUGCAAAGUUGUUAUGCGUUGGUGGCAGUUGGUGCCCUCAAAGCACGACCGGACCCGGGCUUACUCUCGUCUCUCCGCAAGAGGGGCGCGGUUCCCAUUGGUAAGUGUCGUAGGAAGGCCAGUGUCAGUUUAAUGGAUUUGUUGGGUGAUUGCAGUGUUUCUGGCCGCCCGUGAAUAAGCUCAUAUUUAGUGUCGUCUCGACUAGGAGUUUACUCUCCCUCUCCCACCCAUCCUGCCCGCGGACUACUUCAGACGCAGCUUUUAUCCCUUUCCGGUUUCUCUGGUCGUGUACGUCGCAUCCGACGUUUAUGUAACCAUUUGCAUAGCAUAAUAUUAUUUUAAAUGGUAGUCGCGCCUCACACGAAACCACCCCUAAGAGCCUCAGAAGGGUGUGAAUUUAACAAGCAUUUAUGACUAAACGACACUAUUCCCCUAACCUUUGUAUCUCCCCCUCCCCACUUUUUAUAGCAAACCCGUUUACGAUUUCGUCUCUUCUGUUGGAUUAGCGGAAUAAAGAUUGUGUAGCAAACGUCCUUACUGGGCAAGAUUACUAGAACUACAAGAUACCGAAGGGUUCUUUCGCACAAUCAACUGACAGCCAAUCGAGACACUCGUGUAUUUAAUGUAGUAUGGAGCGACGAACAUUUUAGCACAAUGUAAACUUUUGUUGGGAAGGUGUAUGUGUCCUCAUGUGUGUGCAAAUGAUGGGCAACUUCUCUUUCUUUUAAACAGGCAUACACAACAGAAUUUAUUGGAACUGACAACUUUCGAGACUACUUGUCAAAUGCAACCUGUCGCUGCGUAGCACAGAUACGAAUGAAGAAGAUUCAGCUAUUUAGAUUUCCGCAGAAAAAAAUCAAUGCAAAACAGCAUCAAGUAUCAUAAGUACGCCUUGCAUCUGCCAUUGGAAGUGCAUGUUGCAAGCUGUGAAGUAAAAUUACUUAUGUCUGAAAACUAGUCUGCACGAACAGUCCACAAAAGACCCAAAGGUAGUUUAGUUGUAUGACGUCCAAUCUACUAUUAGUCAGCAGCGACUCGUCAACAUUGUGCUGCUAGUUACAUGCUUUAAAGAUCCUCUGCGGUUUACGAUGAACAUACACUUACCUAUUGCGCAAGUCGCUUUCUUAUGUAUUUCGUCGAAGUAAUUCGAAGUUGCUGGGUAACGCUUUCAAGUUCUAUAAGUAACAUAGUUUUGCCAUAUAAUUUAAGCUACCAAAAUUUUGUCCGGCUACACUUGCUCACUAUGCUGCAUCUUUAGUCGACGACGUUUUGGACGCGGUGACGGCCAAGGCGACCAAUCUCGUGGGCCCCAAAGUGGAAGCAAGGAUUCACACGCCACAGGGCACAACGCUAGAGGGGACGAAAGUGGACGAGGCACCCGACAAGCUGCAGCAGAAAUUCAGAAUGCCGUAUCAGCUAGCGGUCUUCUACCAGCCCAGUCUACACCGUGGUCAGAGCUCACUCGUCUCUGCUUUUUUGCCUUGUGCAGAGUCUUGUUUUCCUUAAAAUGGCAGUUAGUUAACUCAGCUUGAAAUUGAAAUGGCAUCAUGUCCAUUUUUAGGCGCAAGAUACAUCAGGAAGAAGAUUGUAUGCAGUUUUCGUUCUUUUCAGAUUGAUUAUUUUCGUGUUGACGAACAAACAGAAAACCAGCACGAAGUAUCAUAAGUACGUCUCGCAUCUGCCGUCGCAAAUGCAUGUUGCAAGCUGCGAGACAAAAUUGCUAAUGUCUGAAAGGUAGUCUGCACGAACAGCUCACAAAAGACCCAAAGGUAGUUUAGUCGUAUGACGUCCACUCUACGAUUUCUCAUCUGCGACCUGUCAACAUUGAGAAAAUUCAGUUUGUCAUAGUCUCUUCCCUGUACAUAAAACAGUAAAUGACAAGAGCGCUUGAAACAGGAUCUAUUUAUCCUUCCCUAAACGCUUUUACCCUAUUUACCUCCAGAGAUGCCGUGUUUAAGUUUCUACAGCGACCCCCCUGAGUGUUGUCGCCGCGUUAGUCUGAGUCUGGUAGACACCAGCUAUUUUGUGAAGGUGCUUUAAACAGCUUGGGAAUCGCGUUAUCUCAUUUGAUGACAUCCCCCAUCUUCUAGUAAAGACUCGCACUGAACCCAUGGAACUUGCAAGUAUUAACUGGUAUUAGACUUCAACUAAUGUUCAUCUUACGCAACAGACCUGCCACAUAAGUUCUCUUGCCACUUAUAGUGCUUUCCUGUUCAUCCAGUGUUGGUUGUUUUUUUCAAACAAAUUUUCUCAUUCCCUGUCAAAAUGAAUCAAGUUUAGAAACUGAAGGCGGCAAAAUAAACAGGCUCUCGACCCUGGUGACUAAGCUGUCGCGGACCGGUAGAUGAGGGCUGACACGCUGACUGCCUUAUAAAAUGCCGCAAAGCCCGAUGACGGUAUUGUAACAUGGCGAUCGUGAACCGCCAAUAAAUAAGUUUGCUUGCCACCACUACCUUGUGCGCUAGGGUUCAUGAGCCAAAGCGUUAGAGCAGACAACCUCGGACAAACAGUCCGUGCGGCUUUUGGAGACCCGCCCGUACUUAAGAUUCCCAAGUAACCCCACAAAGAAGUCCGACUGCAGUAUUACAAUUCACGCUACGGCUUCCGCGGGAGCGGACGCGCUCCGCAACCCUGGCCCGAUGCUGUGGCCGAGUAGUAUGCAAGCUGGACUGUGCAAUCGGGAACGGACACCUGGCACUGGGCACUGGGAAGUCCGAACGUUUCUGGACCCUGGCAUCCAAAGCCUGAUGACGCCCGGUCUUCAUCAUUUAAACGUGGAUGUCUGCUGUCUGUCUGAAUUCAGAAUUCUCGACUCGAACACAAAGGAAAUAAAGACCCCAGGAGUCAGAUCCCACUUCAACCUGUCCCAUAUCGGCCUACGCGACUCUUAGUAGGUACGGUGUGACUAUCUUCUUCUGGGAACCAGUCAGUGACCGGCUGGCAUACGUGCGACUGAAGGGUCACUUUACGAAUACCUCUGUCACCUCUGUGUGCGCACCAACAUCAACUGCCGAACAGCGCGAUAAAGAGACCUACUCGCAUCUGCGGGAGUUAGUUGAAAGACUCCCUCGCUGUGAUCUACUAGUUGUUGCCGGGGACAGGAAUGGCCGGACUGGACGCGACGACUCUUCAGUCACCUUGCUGGGUCGGCAUUGACCUUGGCUCUCGAUGCAACAUUGGUGGGAGGAAGCUGCAUCUUAUUGAUCAGAACUGACUGUUUGUGUGCCUCGAACAUCACCACAAACAUCUGCUGACCUGGUAUUCAAACGACGGCCAUACGUUCGGUCAGAUCGACUAUAUUCUUAUUGCCUCAAGGUUCCGCAGCUGGGCUCACGAUAGCAGAUCGAUGCGUGGUGCCGAAACCGGUAACGCCCAUGAGUCUAUGUUCCCGUUCACACACUCCUGAAAAUACACCUCUCAUCUGCACCCAAAAUGCCACGCGUGGCACGCCUUGAUGUCGCAAAACUUCAACAACCCAUUACUACCGAGGCCCUGACCACAGAUAUUCGGUCCCGUUUUACGACGCGACCCGAUGGAGAAAGUACUGGCCAGUGGUCAUUAAUGAAAUCGUCAGUGCGUGGGGCACUAAGAGGAUUCUUGUAUUCAUCUAGCGACGUCGCAUUGACUGUCUCAGCGCAAAGACCCUCCAGCUGUUGGCUCAGACGGCUCGAGCCGGGUCCCGCAACGGUCCUUCCUUCCGGAGAAUAACAGCAACGUCGGCUAAGGAUGACCGGCUGAAAUAUUGGACUGAAACAGCAGCCUCCAUGGAGUAGACCUUAAACAUUGGUGACGCCCGAAAACUACUACAUUAUUCGCCAAGUUGGUGGUAAACUCUCGACACUUUCUGACUCUUGAAGAAGGAGACACGAUCGCUGGGACAAGAGCUUUAUUAGCCUGACGUUUCGGAUUCCUGCUCGACCAAAUCGUCAGAACAUCACCCGUAUCUGCUUUUGUCUCUGAUGAUGGGUCCGAGCAGGAAUCCGAAACGUCAGGCUAAUAAAGCUCUUGCCUCAGCGAUCGUGUCUAUUUCUUCACGUUUACUUCCUGGAACUUGUCUCUCCGCUCCUAUUGACUUUCUGACUCUGUUCAUGAUAUAGAUAGCGGUUUUAGUGCUGACAACCAGGCAAAGGUCUAUCACCGGCGUGAGCACUUCGAGUACCUUAACUUUAUUGAGCAACCUAUCACACCCUUACUCUCCUCCGAAACGGGAUUUUUAUCUCUCCCCAGCCAACGUAGUGUCGUGCAACCCGCAUCUGAGGGAGAAGUUGCCAAUGCAAUACAGAACCUCCACAACCACUAG